GUCGUGUGCAUACAUUAUACUUCUUUAGAGAGAGAGAGAGAGAGAGAGAGAGAGAGAGAUGGGGAGUACUGAGCAUAGAAAGGGGGAACUCCCUCUGUUCGAGACAAGGAGAGCAGAAGGCUGCAGGAUCCUGUACAGGACAUUUACAGCGUCAGUGUUUGUGGGUAUAGUUGCGGUAUGGGCGUACAGAGCAAGUCACAUGCCAGGGCCAGGAGAAGAUGGGAGACUCGGUUGGAUUGGGCUGUUGUUGGCUGAGCUGUGGUUCGGUCUCUACUGGCUCCUCACCCAAGCCCUGCGAUGGAACCGUCUCCAUCGCUCCACCUUCAAAGACAGGCUCUCACAAAGGUACGAAAAUGAAUUGCCCAAAGUGGAUGUAUUCGUGUGCACUGCCAAUCAUGAGAUAGAGCCGCCGAUGAUGGUGAUCAACACCGUCUUAUCGGUCAUGGCUUACGAUUACCCGCCGGAGAAGCUCGCCGUGUACCUCUCCGACGACGGCGGGUCAAUUUUUACUUUCUAUGCCUUGUUGGAGGCUUCUCGCUUUUCUCAACAUUGGAUACCUUUUUGCAAGAAAUUCAACGUGGAGCCCAGGUCACCGGCGGCUUAUUUCUCCUCCGAUUCUUAUGAUGCUAUUGAGGAUAAAGAAUUGGGCUCAGUCAAGAAAUUAUAUGAAGAAAUGGAGAACCGAAUCACAACUGCAGUAGAACUCGGAAGAAUCCCGGAAAACAUAAGCUCACAACACAAAGGAUUUUCCCAGUGGAAUUCAUCUUCGACCCGACGAGACCAUGACACCAUACUUCAAAUACUAAUUGACGGGAGAGAUCCAGAGGCCAAGGAUAUCGAAGGAUGUGCAUUGCCAACUUUAGUAUACUUAGCCCGGGAGAAGAGACCGCAACAUCACCAUAACUUCAAAGCCGGAUCUAUGAAUGCAUUGAUAAGGGUCUCAUCAGAGAUUAGCAACGGGCAAGUAAUUCUAAACGUGGACUGCGAUAUGUACUCGAACAACUCGGGUUCAGUGCGUGAUGUGCUUUGCUUCUUCAUGGAUGAAGACAAGGGCCACGAGAUCGCCUACGUCCAGUUUCCGCAGAACUUUGAAAACGUUACGAAGAACGACGUAUAUGGCAGUUCAUUUGUAGUGAUAAAUGAGGUUGAAUUCCAAGGUUUGGAUGGUUAUGGAGGCCCUCUGUACAUCGGAACUGGCUGCUUUCACAGGAGAGAUACCCUCUGUGGCAGAGAGUUCAGCAAGGGAAAUCGGAUUCAAUGGAAGAAAGAGAAUGUCAAAGAUAUCAAAGAAAGUGCAGAUGAAUUGGAAGCAAGAGUAACGAGUCUUGCUAGCUGUGCCUAUGAACAUAACACUCAAUGGGGCAAGACGAUUGGCUUGAGAUACGGUUGUCCAGUCGAAGAUGUGAUAACGGGGUUAUCAAUCCUAUUCGCGGGAUGGAAAUCGGUAUACUACAACCCAACAAGAAAGGCCUUCUUAGGCGUUGCUCCAACGUCGCUCGAUCAGAUGCUUCUGCAGCACAAGAGAUGGUCCGAAGGUGAUUUCCAAAUCUUCCUGUCCAGGUUCAGUCCUGCGUGGUAUGGUCUAGGAAGGAUCAGCCCCGGCCUUCAAAUGGCAUACUGCACCUACUUUCUUUGGGCUCCAAACUGCCUGGCAACAACGCUUUACUCCGUCGUCCCUUCCCUUUACCUCCUCAGAGCUAUCUCCUUGUUUCCUCAGGUCUCAAGCCCGUGGUUUCUGCCAUUUGCUUACGUGAUAACAGCGAAGUACGGUUACAGCCUAGCCGAGUUUCUAUGGUCCGGCGGUACAGUCUUGGGUUGGUGGAACGAGCAACGGGUUUGGCUCUACAAGAGAACAACCUCCUACCUCUUCGCCUUCGUCGAUACCAUCUUGGGAUUACUUGGGUUUUCGGAGACAUCUUUCGUAGUCACGAACAAAGUGUCUAGUCCGGAUGUGUCCCUGAGAUACGAGAAAGAGUUGAUGGAAUUCGGGACCUCUUUUCCCAUGUUCACCGUCCUGGCAACGCUCGCGAUGAUCAAUCUGGUUUCCCUCGUUUGGGUGGCGAAGAGGGCGGUUACGGACGCUGGAGUCCGAUUGUUUGAAACUGUGGCUUUGCAGAUGGUUCUGUGUGGUGUUUUGGUUGCGAUCAAUGUGCCUUUGUACUCGGCUCUUUUCUUCAGGCAGGAUAAUGGGAAGAUCCCAAGCUCUAUCGCAGCUAAAUCAGUCUUGUUAGCUGUGUUUGCUUGUACUUGCUCUAUUUUGUUUUGGAGCCUGCAAUCUGUGGUUGGGAUAAGAUUUGUGAUAGACAGGGAGGAAUGCUUCUCCCACAAGGUCGAAUACGAGGGGGACACCAUUCAUUUCUCGUUCGUCGUUAUUAAGUCCGAGGGAUCGUGGCAUUAUGCUCCAGAUGGUGUUGAUCUUGUGGUGAAGGGACCUUCUGGUGAUCAGAUUCAUGAUUUCCGUGACAAGACGAGUGAGAAGUCUGAGUUCAUGGCUCGUCAAAAAGGAGUACACCAUUUCUGCUUCACUAACAAGUCCCCUUAUCACGAAACCAUUGAUUUUGAUGUACACGAAGCUCACUUCUCAUACUAUGAUCAGCAUGCGAAAGAUGAACAUAUCAACCCUUUGUUAGAACAGAUAUCGAAGUUAGAGGAGGCUCUCUACAACAUCCAGUUUGAACAGCAUUGGCUGGAAGCUCAGACGGAAAGCCAGGCGAUAGUGAAUGAAGGAAUGAGCAAGAGGGUACUGCACAAAGCUUUGUGGGAAUCAGCUGCUCUGAUCGGGGCUAGCGUUCUCCAAGUUUACCUUCUACGGCGCCUGUUUGAGCGGAAGCUGGGGACAUCCAGAGUGUAGGUUAGGCAGCAUCUGGGAUAAUUUAUAUUUCGAACUUUUCGAGGCUUGACUUUUGGACUAUGUUGUUCCUUCUUUAGAGGAAGAUGUAUAGACACCAUUACCAGUUUAAAGUGGAUACUUUUUUUGACUGUCGGAUGUUUACAUUGAGCGGAUGUUUUGUUGAUCUAAUGCCAAUUCGGGUGAGGAAUAAAUAAAAGGAGACUUCUUUUCUGUGUGAUA
This is a messenger RNA of Rhododendron vialii, 3070 nucleotides long. Its product is annotated as transmembrane emp24 domain-containing protein p24beta2-like. Bases 59 to 2851 code for a protein of 930 amino acids. NCBI's taxonomy places the organism in Eukaryota, Viridiplantae, Streptophyta, Magnoliopsida, Ericales, Ericaceae. Gene Ontology annotation, biological process: cellulose biosynthetic process; endoplasmic reticulum to Golgi vesicle-mediated transport; intracellular protein transport. The record is from RefSeq and is a predicted model, not a curated record. The transcript has 12 exons. Gene Ontology annotation, molecular function: mannan synthase activity; cellulose synthase (UDP-forming) activity. Gene Ontology annotation, cellular component: trans-Golgi network; plasma membrane; endoplasmic reticulum.